Egretta garzetta (little egret) is the source of this 1233-nucleotide messenger RNA. RefSeq names its product armadillo like helical domain containing 1 (gene ARMH1). The transcript is spliced from 11 exons. Bases 1 to 1233 code for a protein of 410 amino acids. The record is from RefSeq and is a predicted model, not a curated record. NCBI's taxonomy places the organism in Eukaryota, Metazoa, Chordata, Aves, Pelecaniformes, Ardeidae.
AUGACUUCUGUCAAAGAGCAGGAAGCUGUCAGGAAGCUCACCAUUUUCUUGCAGGAAUGGGAUAGUGCCCACAAAGUUGCUCGAAGCCACAUCUUGGACAACUUCAUUAAAAGCAAUGACGGCAAGACAGAACCAGAGCUGGAGCUGGAGUUCUCCCAGGGAGCCAGCUUGUUUCUGGCUCGCCUAACAGCAUGGCUCAGGAUGACCUACAUGUACAGCACAUGCCUCAACAAGCUGCUCAAGUCCAUUGGCAUCUUCUUAUCUGCUGCAAGUGGACGCAGAUACCUUAUUGAAUUUCUGGAGAUCGGAGGUGUCUUGAUUCUCCUGGAAAUACUAGGGCUGCGCCACCUGAAAGAAGAGGACAAAAGGCAGUCUGUAAAGCUGCUGCAGCUCGUCGCCAACGCUGGCAGGAAGUAUAAGGAGCUCAUUUGUGAAAGCUAUGGAGUGCGAUCCCUCGCCGAGUUCUUGGCCACUUCCAGCUCCGCAGAGGCUCAAGAAGACGUGCAGGUUCUGAUGGGCUCUUUGGGCAGUGGCAAUCCCAAGUACCAGAACCAAGUCUACAAAGGCCUCAUCGCUGUGCUGCCCUGCGCCUCCCCCCGAGCACAGCAGCUGGCUCUGCAGGCACUGCGGGUCAUGCAGGACACAGUGGGAGAGGCGCCCUCCGUCCUGGUGGAGCCUGUGCUGGGUGCGCUGUGCUCGCCACACCUGGAGGUCCAGUAUGAAGCCACCCAGCUGCUGAAGGCCCUCAUGGCCCGGGAGGUCCGGCCAGCGCUGCUGAAGGGCUUGGUUGCGUUACUGACGCCGCCCAGGAAGAAAGCAUUCACCUUCUGCGACGAGACCGCCAAAGACCCAACUGCACUUUGCCUGAGGGAGCCCAUGCUGGUGUACAGUCAGCAGGCAGCUGCCGCAAAAGUCAUUGGCGUAUUAGCCAAGGAGUCAGCAGAAGUGGCUGAAGAGCUGAUCCAGCUGAAAGCAGUACAUGGCCUGAUGGUUGCUGUGGGAAACCUGGAUCACGUGGCCAGCCAGAGGCAUGCCAGCAGCUCCCUGGAAUAUUUUGUCCACACGUUUCCCUUUGUGGAGGAGUACGUAAAGAAGGCACUAGGACACGCACUGUUCCAGCACUUUAUGGACAGUCCCGAGACCUGGUACACAAAAAUGGAUCCAGUCCAUGCUGAAGAACUCGCCUCCAAAAUAGCAGACAUCGCCAGAGAUACAAGACAAACCCUGGAGUGA